GAACAACAGAAGAAACAAGUGGAACAUCAGCUGGAAGAAGAAAAGAAGGCAAACAACAAGAAACAGAAAACGGAAAGGGAGCUAGAGGUUCAAAUCCAGAGAUUGAAUAGACAGAUAGAGAAACUAAAUACGGACCUGUAUCACACGGAACGUUCUCUCAGAUACUUUGAAGAAGAGUCCAAGGAUCUGUCUGGCCGCCUGCAACAUACAGUGCAGUGCAUAGGAGACUUAGAGCGGGCUCUCUCUGCUGUCCCCGCCACACAGGAGGAGAAGGAGAUCAGUUUCUCAAGCCGCAGUCGAGCACUUAUUGAGUGGCAGUUAGAGCAGUCCAUACAGGAGAAGGCACGGCUGAGAAAACGCCUGACACGGAUGAGGAAGUCUCUUAAACAAGCCCAGCUAGAGAGAGACGAAUAUGCUCAACAUCUAAAAGGAGAGAGGGCCCGGUGGCAGCAGAGGAUGAGAAAAAUGUGGCAGGAGGUUUGCACCUUGAGGAAAGACAAGAAGGAUGAUAUGCAUCGGGUGGAGGAGCUGAAGAGGAGCUUGUCCAAACUGAAAAACCAGAUGGCUAAACUCCUGCCCCCGGAGCCCCCAGCAGUGCCCCCUGAGGAGGAGCUGCAGCACCUGAGGAAGGAACUAGAGAGAGUGUCAGCAGAGCUCCAGGCCCAGGUGGAAAACCAUCAGCACGUCAGUCUCCUGAACCAGGCACAAAAGGAGAGGCUUCGGGAGCAGGAGGAGAAGCUUCGGGAGCAGGAGGAGAGACUUCAGCAGCUGGCCGAGCCACAGAGCGGCGUCGAGGAGCUGAACAAUGAGAACAAGAGCGCACUGCAGGUGGAGCAGCAAGCAGCGGAGCUACGGAUGAAGCUGGACGAGGAGCGCCUGGAAGCUGCCAGCCAGCAGAGCCAGCAGCUGAAUGCCCCGUUGAACCUCAUGGCUCUCCCUGGCGAAGGAGAUGGAGGAGGACAUCUGGACAGUGAGGAGGAGGACCUGGACAGCUGGGAGGCCAUGGUGGCAUUUUUCAGCUCCACUGGAGCCAGUGCCCAGGAGGAGCAGGCACGGUUAUGA
This is a messenger RNA of Piliocolobus tephrosceles (Ugandan red Colobus), 1062 nucleotides long. Its product is annotated as golgin subfamily A member 8S-like. Gene Ontology annotation, biological process: Golgi organization. The annotation marks the transcript as partial. Gene Ontology annotation, cellular component: Golgi cisterna membrane; cis-Golgi network; Golgi cis cisterna. Lineage: Eukaryota; Metazoa; Chordata; Mammalia; Primates; Cercopithecidae. The transcript is spliced from 12 exons. The record is from RefSeq and is a predicted model, not a curated record.